Molecule: messenger RNA, 3560 nt
Organism: Ictalurus punctatus (channel catfish)
Lineage: Eukaryota; Metazoa; Chordata; Actinopteri; Siluriformes; Ictaluridae
Exons: 3
Coding region: 109-2481 (790 amino acids)
Source: RefSeq, a predicted model, not a curated record
CUAAUUAUAUAAGUAGCAUGUUUAGGUUGCUGGUGACUAUAGUAUUUGAGCACAGUGUAGACUUUAUGUUAGUAUUGGGGUCUCCUUUUGUUAAUCCUCUUUUAAGAUAUGUUAUGGGCAAUGAAGAGGCUCCAUCUAAUUUUCAUUGCUUUGGUUCUUUGGAGAGAUACAAAUGGAUUUGGAGUGUGGAAUAGAACCUCUGUUGUUGACUUGCAAGCUGGACAUUUUAAUGCAACAUGGAACCAAAAUUUUCACUUGGCUACACCUGUUCAAUCUUUGGAGCUACUGUCCAGGAAAGGUGCAAAUGGAGAUGAAGGCGGAAGAAAUUCUAGUAGUUUCAGUUAUACUUUGGCAGUCCAAACUGCUCCCCAGGAUUCUAGUUUUGUUCAGUCUUCUGGUGGUGCUGCUCAAGGUAAACCUGUACUAAAUGCUCAAGGUCAAGCAGCUCCCAUGGUUCAACCCCAGGACAAUUUGACAUCCCAGUCCUCAAGGCUCGAUUGGUUUGAAUUUCUCAAGCCUAAAUGUUGUGGCUCUUGGGUCUCUCAAUCUUGGCCACAAAAAGGUCGGAACAACCCUGGAUUCCAAAGACCAUCCUCUUUCCAGCUUGAAGGUGCUAUAAAUCAGCCAUCAGGAUUCCAGACCCAGUCAUCAUACCAGCCUAGCACCACCACACAGGUUCUUGCAGGCCAGUCUGGUUCCUCAUCUCAGGCUCAGGGCAGCUAUGGUGCUGGACCUUCAGCACAAGCUAAAUGGUACAGCAUUGUACCGGGUCAGACCACUCCCUCCUUUUCUCAAGUUCCUGGAAUCCAGACCCAGUCAUCAUACCAGCCUAGCACCACAACACAGGUUCUUGCAGGCCAGUUUGCUUCCUCAUCUCAGGUUCAGGGUAGCUAUGGUGCUGGACCUUCAGCACAAGCUAAAUGGUACAGCAUUGUACAGGGUCAGACCACUCCCUCCUUUUCUCAAGUUCCUGGAAUCCAGACCCAGUCAUCAUACCAGCCUAGCACCACAACACAGGUUCUUGCAGGCCAGUUUGCUUCCUCAUCUCAGGUUCAGGGUAGCUAUGGUGCUGGACCUUCAGCACAAGCUAAAUGGUACAGCAUUGUACAGGGUCAGACCACUCCCUCCUUUUCUCAAGCUUCUGGAAUCCAGACCCAGUCAUCAUACCAGCCUAGCACCACAACACGGGUUCAGACAGGCCAGUCUGCUUCUACAGCUCAGGCUCAGGGCAGCUAUGGUGCUGGACCUUCAGCACAAGCUAAAUGGUACAGCAUUGUACAGGGUCAGACAACUCCAUCCUUUCCUCAAGUCUUGGGAUUUCAGACCCAAUCAUACCAGCCUAGCUCUGCACCACAUGCUGGUCAGUUUGCUUCUACAUCCCAGGCUCAGAACAGCUAUGUAGUGGGACCUUCAGGACAAUCUAAGUGGUACAGCAUUUUACAAGAUCAGACCAUUCCCUCCUCUUCUGAAAUACAGACCAAGUCAUCAUACCAGCCCAUCACCACAACACAGGUUCAGACCAGCCAGUCUGCUUUUACAUCUCAGGCUCAGUCUUCUGGUGCUUCACCAUUGCAUCAAGGGAUUACCUCUGGCAGGUAUCUGACUUCCCAUUAUCUGAGGAUUCCAUACACCUCCCAGUCUGGACCCCCCUUAAACCAGAUAUCUGGAUUCCACACCCAGUCAUCAUACCAGCCUAUCACCACAACACAGGUUCAGACAGGCCAGCCUGCUUCUACAUCCCAGGCCCAGGAUAGCUAUGGAACUAGACCUUCAGGACAAGCUAAAUGGUACAGCAUUUUACAAGAUCAGAAUAUUCCCUCCUCUUCUCAAGUUUCUGGAAUACAGACCCAGUCAUCAUACCAGCCUAGCUACACAACCCAGUCUCCUUCUACCUCUCCAGCUCAUUCCAUGGCUGCUUCAACAUUUUAUCAAGGGCAAGUGUCCAGCAUGUACAACAUUUCACAGGACCAAAGCAUUACAUCCUCUGUUCAGUCUGUGUUCCCUACAAACAAGCUAUCUGGAACCCAGACCCAGUUGCCAUACCAGCCUAGUAUCACAACACAGGUUUCCACAGGCCAGCCUGAUUCUACGUCACAGGCUCAGGACAGCUAUGGAGCUGGACCUUCAGGACAAGCUAAAUGGUACAGCAUUUUACAAGAUCAGACCAUUCCCACCUCUUCUCAAGCUGCUGGACUCCAGACCCAGUCAUCAUACCAGCCUAGCACCCCAUCACGGGCAUUUGCAGGCCAGUCUAUUAUUGCUCAGACUUCAGCUUAUCCAAGCCAAACCUCUGGCAAGUACACCAUUUCACAGGGUCUGAAGAAUCCAUCCUCUUCCCUAAUGCCUGGAUUCCAGACCCAGUCAUUAUACCAUCCUAGCACUACAGAAUGGGUUUCCACAGGCCAGUCUGCUUAUACAUCUCAGGCUCAGGGCAGCUAUGAGGCUGGACCUUCAGGACCAGCUGAAUGGUUAAGCAUUUGACAAGAUCAGACCAUUCCCUCCUUCUCAAGCCUCUGAAAUCCAGACCCAGUCAUCAUACCACCCUAGCUCUGCAACACAGGUUGUUGUAGGCCAGUCUCCUACCUCUCCAAGUAAUUUAUUGGAUGAUUCAAUGAUGUAUCAAGGUCUAACCUCUGGCAUCUAUCUGACUUCACAAGGUCAGAACAUUCCAUUCUCUUCCCAGUUUGCAGUCACCACAAACCAAAUCUCUGGAUUGUGGGACCAGACACUUCAUGCUGACACCACAACAAAUGCUUUGGUGGGUCAGUCUGUUUCUACAUCAUUGGCAUCUUUCUCCUUCUAGUUUCCAUACUUUGCUACAGAAUGAGUUUCUGAGCUCUGAUGCAAAACAAGAAUCAACAAUAUUUUACUUUUUCUGAACCAAAGUGCUAUGACUUGUGCCAUGUCCCAGAAUUUGCAGUCCCCAGCAUUUCACAUCUACACAAUUCUCACCUGUCCCAUAAACUGUUACCAGUCCCCCAGUAUCUCUACCCAUGCCUUCCCAACAGCUGCGGAGUGGAAUUGCCUCUAUAGCAACCAGCCAAACCUCCCAUCAUGUUGCGACAUCAUCUCAAGAUGCAGACUUUUGUGCUGCUGUACCCUUUCAAGGUACCAAACAGAACUCUGCAGGCAUUGAUUUCCAGGGUACAUUGCCCCAGGUAGGACACCAUGACCAGUACAGCUCAGUAUGUAACUUUCCAUUUGGUUUCUGCAAUUCUCCUCAAGGAGCUGCAAACAACAAAUUUGUUCAAAGCCAGAGUGUACAGACGCACAACCUAUAAACCAAGAAAUCGUGGAGCGCUUUUUUUGAAGGCAAAUCAGUGCCUCAUCUGCAUUCAGUGUUCUACAAAGCUUUUUCCAAUAUCUGAUAUGGUGAGCUCAACUAGUAACAGCUUGACGACACCCCCCCCCCCCCCCCCCCCCCAAAUCCAUAAAAUGUAAACUUAUUCUGCAACACAAUAUUGAGUGCUUCUAUGGCUGAUGACUGACUGAAUAUUUGCUCAUCUGAGGUCCUUUUAUUUGUUGUCUGAAUAUUUGUUGUAAUAAAUGGAGAAUGUACA